This is a messenger RNA of Soboliphyme baturini, 387 nucleotides long. The record is from the annotation of a GenBank genome assembly. Lineage: Eukaryota; Metazoa; Nematoda; Enoplea; Dioctophymatida; Soboliphymatidae.
AUGCCAAGUCACGCAGGGCAGACGACCCAGCGACAGCCGCUUUGCACCGUUGGGUACAAGCGUUUCUGCCUUUAUCCGUUCAAUCUCUCUGCAUCAGUGUCGCGGCGAGGAACGUUUACUGCUACGAAUCUUUCGAUGGCAAACUUGAGGAUAGUUCGUUUGGUGAAAUUUCGACACUGCAGUCGGAUGACCGGGUCCGGCGACAUUCCUCCACUCAAGCAAGCAGGCCAGAACCAAGUUUGUCCGUGCUUCAUGACCCGUCUGUGUUACUUGCUGGCGCCCGGUCACACGGACGGCGCUUUUACCGUCUGCAUCACGAUGGCACGUUGGAUGUUUUUUUAUCACAAGCAAAAAAUGUAUCCGAAUGUUUACUCAAGCCGGAUGUGA